UCAGUAUCGGAAUCUCUGGGAAAGCUGCUGGAGUCCGUAAAGGUCUUACGCCUGAUUGAUUCGAGUUCGGCUCUAGAACUACUGUCCCACUGCGCACUAGAUCUUCAUCGGCUUGACUUGUGCCGCAUAGUGACCGAAUACAAUGCCCUGGAGGAUUUUCUGGAAACGAAUAAGAGAUCCAUUUGCUCUGUUGGCUUUCAUGAUGUUAAAACCUGCGGCCCGGGCCAGCUGGAGGGCAACCUUUCCGAACUGUCCUCCAGUAUGCUUUGCAAAAUGCUAAAAGUGCCACUGUCUACACCAUGUCAAGCAGCUGACUGCGUGUGUCGUUCUUCUUGGGAAAGGGGAUGGAGGCUGCUACUGCAUAAUGACGGGGGGACGGAGUAA
This is a messenger RNA of Hyaloscypha bicolor E, 384 nucleotides long. RefSeq lists its product as uncharacterized. The record is from RefSeq and is a predicted model, not a curated record. The annotation marks the transcript as partial. The transcript has a single exon. NCBI's taxonomy places the organism in Eukaryota, Fungi, Ascomycota, Leotiomycetes, Helotiales, Hyaloscyphaceae.